Messenger RNA from Bombina bombina (fire-bellied toad), 850 nucleotides. Its product is annotated as collagen alpha-1(XIII) chain-like. Lineage: Eukaryota; Metazoa; Chordata; Amphibia; Anura; Bombinatoridae. Bases 374 to 850 code for a protein of 158 amino acids. The transcript is spliced from 3 exons. The record is from RefSeq and is a predicted model, not a curated record.
UCCAGCUGGCUCAUCUGACACUGCAGUUCAGGGGAGAGACAGAAAGCAGACUGUGUCAUGUUACAAACUAGUGUGGAGCAGUCACAUCUCAGCUCUCCACCAGUAGAGAAUUACACCUUCCCAAAUGGGGACUUUCAUGUGUAAUUUCCUGGCCAUUCUGACAAGCAACUAAAAUCCAAGCAAAAGAGGGAGCCACAGCCAAGCCUAACAUCUGAGCAGAACUUUUCCUGGAUCUGGAAGUUUUGCUUAUUUUGUAACUACCAACCUUUGGAUGUACCUGGUCAUCACUGCCACCCUGGACCCUGGAUUCUGUCUCUUGGAUUAACAUUUGGGGUUUAUUUAUUGUAUUUAUGUAUUUAUUGUUCCUCUAGACAUGGAAGGGAAGAGCUGUAACGCUGCUAGCAAAGAUACCCACGCAAGGAGUGUAAAGUUCCCCCACAGGACUGAAGAGUGCGGGAGGUGCAGCAGGUCUUCUGCCCUCAUGGGAUGUGGUUUUGCCGGGGUAUCUGCAUUUUCUCUGGUUCUCAGCCUCCUGUUACACUUUAGAACUUCAGACUUGCAGUCCAGGGUUUUAGAUUUAGAGAGGCAGAGAUAUGCUCAGCUCUCUGCCUCAGUCUCUGCAGACCAAAUGGAGACAUCUAUUUUGGGAAGAGUUGACCAACUGCUGGAAGAGAAAUUAAAAUCCCAUUUACCUAGGCUUCGAGAAGCAAGAGACACAAGCCCAAAAUGCCUUUGCCCACCUGGACCUCCUGGAGCAAGGGGCAGGAGAGGAAAAAAUGGGGAUUCAGGUACCGUAUCUUUGUCUCUGGAGCAUUUAGUUGUAAAAUGUUAUUACCGAUUACAUUUUUAA